Saprolegnia diclina VS20 is the source of this 1516-nucleotide messenger RNA. RefSeq lists its product as hypothetical. The coding region runs from base 20 to 1447 and encodes 475 amino acids. The transcript has 4 exons. The record is from RefSeq and is a predicted model, not a curated record. Lineage: Eukaryota; Oomycota; Saprolegniomycetes; Saprolegniales; Saprolegniaceae.
UGCGACGCCUUGCGGGCCGAUGGCGGUCGCAUCGACGUACUCGGGCUGGGUCAAGGAGCUCGAGGCCUUCAAGCCUGCGACGAGCGACGACGAGGAUGACGACGACGACGAGGAUGACGACGACGACGAGGAUGCCCGGGUCGAAGCGAUCGCGGCCGAGUACGCGCGCCCCCGGCGGGGCGGGCACUCGUCGCAGCUCGACGAGAUUAAGCAAGAAAUGAAGCUUCUCAAUUGGCACAAGCUCGCCAACGAAGCCGCGCUCAAGGCCGCGCUCAUCAAGACCAAAAAACUCAAGCGCGAAGACUUGCGCGUGGCAGCGAUCGUCGACGCCGACGAGCGACACGAGCGGCGGCAGCAGAUCGAAGAAGAGGAAAACAUGAAGCCGCUCGAGGUCACGACCGAGUUCAUUCGACAGUACGAAGCCGACGAGCGCCGUGAAGAAAUGCGCUUGGAAAACAAGGUGGCGCGACAUAUCAACUGCUUGCGCAAGCUCAAGGGCAUGCUGGCCGAGCGAGAAGAGCUCCGUGCGCGCCAUUUACGCUACCGCGACGGCCGCGCGGCGCUCGAGCGCAAGCUGGCGGGCGGAGGAAACCAAGAAGAAGACCAGCUUCGGGACCUCAGCCGGGGCCGAAUAACGCCGCGGGCACUGGCGCUCAGCGGGUCCGACGACGUAUCCAAAGCGCUCUCGAGCCUCGACAAGCUCGUCGAGCUCGAACGACGCAUUGCUUGCCUCGAGCAAGACGACGACGCGCGGCCGUCGACCGCCGUGUCGGUGCUGCCGUCGAAACCGGCGCUCAAAUUCGCAAAGACGUCGACGGGGCGGCCGACGGCGUACACGGUUCCGUCCAAAGCCAAGGCGAAAAAGAAGCCGCAGACGUUCUUGACGGCGGUGCCCGAGCCCAAGCCGCGCCAGCUCCAGCGCGCCGCCGAGCUCCGGCGCAUGCCCGAGCGCGACCGGCAAAAAGCAACGCGGAUGGACAAGGCGCAGGCCAGCGCCAAGGCCCAAACGCUCCAAAAAAUCAAGAUCGACCAGUGGGCGCAGAAGAAGAAGGCGGCUGCGACGACGCGCAAGGUCAACCAUGUAAAAGCCAACAUGCGUCCGACGCCCAAAGCCGCGCCCAAGACCAAAAACACACACAUGGAGCAAUUUCUACAUCUGAAGAAGUCAUUCGAGUCCAAGAAAGCAGCGCUCGCGGUGGCCAAGCCGACGCCGCCGCCCGUCGUCAAGCGACCGCCGCGCAAGAAGACGCCGUCGGUGGCGCCCGUGUCGACGCACCGACCAACGCCGCCGGUCAACGAUCGCCUCUUGCCACUCAUUCAUGCUCGGACGGCAACCGCGCCCAAGCCGCGCCCCAAGCCGUCAGUGACCGAGUUGCCAAAGCUGCAAUCCGGGAAUGGUCUGCAUUUGGAGCUCGGCAUUCAAGGGUUUCGCAAGCAGCACAGAUGAUAGAGUAGUAUGUACGACCUUGGUGAUUUUCUUGCUAACGCUCACAAGACGAUGUCCCUCGCUUGCAGU